AUGAACAUACAAACUCCAAUCAUCUCUCCAAUUGAUUGUCAUGGAAACCGAACAGGAAACCCUGUGAUGAGUUUACCAGUUGUGAACAAAUCCUGCCUGCAAAAUGAUGGCAAGCGAAUUGACGAGAAUAAGCUCAAAAAUUUGCAGAUGAAUGCCGAAGCAAGCAACAAACACCUCAUUCAAUUCAGCAGACAUAUGCUGUACCAAGGUGAUCAACUCUUGCAAAAUUUCGAAGAACAGAUCAGUCAGUGGAAAAGAGAAAAGUUGCAUAAGAAAAAACUGUUGUACAAGGAGUGGAUGGAGAAUAUAUACCAGCCAAUACAGGGAAGUUUAGACUGGGUGAUGAUGACUAACCGAAGACAAGAUAUUGAAAAUUGGAGAGACCAACUCUACGAACAUUUCCUUUGCCACACCAACCGAAGGGGGAAUGUUUUCCUGGAUGACGACGACCCAACAGUUUACCAGGCCGUCACAAACAACCCUCCCAAGUCCCUCUUACUACAAGUUCAUACAGGCCGACUGAAGGAUCCGCUGAAUUUUGACGAGAGGAAGCAUGUUCAGGAGCAAUCCCUUCUACACCAGCUGAACACUGGCCAUGUACCGAUCGCCCAUCAGAAACACCUCAUCAAGCGUCCACACGCCUGCGACAAGUCAUCCAGGAAAUGA
Helobdella robusta is the source of this 666-nucleotide messenger RNA. RefSeq lists its product as hypothetical. Bases 1 to 666 code for a protein of 221 amino acids. The record is from RefSeq and is a predicted model, not a curated record. The transcript has 6 exons. NCBI's taxonomy places the organism in Eukaryota, Metazoa, Annelida, Clitellata, Rhynchobdellida, Glossiphoniidae.